ACCAUCUGUCAAAAACAAAAUAAUAAAAUAACAUAGUUUUCAAUAAAAGAAACUAUAUUGCUUAGAAUAAAUAGUGCAAAUUUAACUAAAAUGUUACGCCGCCUUACAACUACUAUCAUACAAUCACGCGGUAUAAAACACCAAGUAAAAUUCAAAUGGGUGAGACCCGAAUAUGUACCAGCUUACAAACCGGCCAAAUCUGGCGACUUAGAAGGUCUUCCGCCGAUUUCAGAGAUGUCUUUAGGUCAUGAGUAUUCUUUAAGUGAAGAAGCUAAGGAUGCCCCAGAAUCUGUAAACAAAAUAUUCUCAGCAGCGUUCCUAGGAAGUAAGCAGCAUAACGAAUUGAUGAAGCAGGAACUCAUGAACAGAGUCAGGAGGCAUGCUUAUGAUGAUAAUACUGCUGAGACAAAGAUUGCAAAGCUUACUGCGAAAAUUCGUUGUCUUCAGGUCACCAUGGAAAAAUUUCCAAGAAAUGUACUUGCAAAGAAAACUGUGCAAGAGAUGAUAGACAGGAGGAAGAAACUGUUGAAGUAUCUCCGCACAUAUGACUACAAGAAGUUUGAGUGGCUCUUGGAGCAGUUAAAUAUUGAAUACAAGGCACAUCCAGAGUCUCAUCACAAGCUGUCUCGCAAAGAAUCCUUGAAAAGACUAACAGAAAUGCAUUGCGAUGACAUUCGCAAUGAAAAACUUUCUACCUACCGCAACCUGCUAGAGAGUCAACAGGGUCCCUUCCUCAGGGAAAAACUAGAAGCACUAAAGUUUAUCCGGAGCGAACAGGUAGAUUUGCAGCUUAAUAUCACGGUCUCAGAACAAGAUAUCAAGAAAGUGGAAGAACAGUUGAAAGAAUGGACAGUCAAGGAUGAAAUAAAACAACAGGCCAAGAAAAAGAAGAAGAAUUUGAUUGCCGACUUGGAUUAAUACACAAAAAAACAUGAGUAGGUGGUAAUUAUGUGGUAGAGAAAUAAAAUAAU
Messenger RNA from Cydia splendana, 971 nucleotides. RefSeq names its product small ribosomal subunit protein uS15m (gene bonsai). The transcript is spliced from 5 exons. NCBI's taxonomy places the organism in Eukaryota, Metazoa, Arthropoda, Insecta, Lepidoptera, Tortricidae. Gene Ontology annotation, molecular function: structural constituent of ribosome; RNA binding. Gene Ontology annotation, cellular component: ribosome; mitochondrial small ribosomal subunit. Gene Ontology annotation, biological process: mitochondrial translation. The record is from RefSeq and is a predicted model, not a curated record. The coding region runs from base 91 to 918 and encodes 275 amino acids.